Messenger RNA from Sus scrofa (pig), 3543 nucleotides. Lineage: Eukaryota; Metazoa; Chordata; Mammalia; Artiodactyla; Suidae. The record is from RefSeq and is a predicted model, not a curated record.
ACAGCCUGACUGCACUGGGAGGCUAGGGCACCCAACAGAGGGGAGGUACUGGUCACACGUGGAGGCCCUGCUCCUCUCUGGGAAGGACAGAAACAGAAGAGGAGGGAGCGGCUUGGGCAGGUUGGACCCUGAGAACCUGGUUGGAGAAGAAGCUGGAGCUGUCUGCCCUUCGAAGAGACCUGACAUGCCAAGGAAAUAUCUGAAGGUCAAGAUGGCUAAAGGUGAUCCCAAGAAACCAAAGGGCAAGAUGUCUGCUUAUGCCUUCUUUGUGCAGACAUGCAGGGAGGAACACAAGAAGAAAAACCCCGAGGUCCCUGUCAAUUUUGCCGAAUUUUCCAAGAAGUGCUCUGAGAGGUGGAAGACCAUGUCUGGGAAGGAGAAGUCUAAAUUUGAUGAAAUGGCCAAGGCAGAUAAGGUGCGCUAUGAUCGGGAAAUGAAGGAUUACGGGCCAGCUAAGGGAGGCAAGAAGAAGAAGGACCCUAAUGCCCCCAAGAGGCCACCGUCUGGAUUUUUCCUCUUCUGCUCAGAAUUCCGCCCCAAGAUCAAGUCUACCAACCCUGGCAUCUCCAUCGGAGACGUGGCCAAGAAGCUGGGUGAGAUGUGGAAUAACUUAAGUGACAGCGAGAAGCAGCCGUACAUCAAUAAGGCGGCGAAGCUGAAGGAGAAGUAUGAGAAGGAUGUCGCGGACUAUAAGUCCAAGGGGAAGUUCGACGGCGCCAAGGGGCCUGCCAAAGUCGCCCGGAAAAAGGUCGAAGAGGACGACGAGGAUGAGGACGACGACGACGACGACGAGGAGGAGGAGGAGGAGGAGGAUGAAUAAAGAAACUGUUGCUCUGUCUCCUUGUGAAUACCUUAGAGUAGGGAGCGCCGCGGUGGGCACGCCUCUUAGCCGAGCCGUGUCUCUUGCCCUCGUUAGGUUGAAUUACCCACUUGGCUCAUGAUCCUAGCGUAGUCUCAGAGUGCUCUAGAGCUUGUCAGUGGUUUACAUGAAGUGGCCAUGGGUGUCUGGAGCACCCAGAACCUGUAUCAAAGUUGUACAUAUUUCCAAACAUUUUUAAAACGAAAAGGCUCUCGUGUUCUCCUCACUCUGUGCACUUUGCUGUUGGUGUGACAAGGCAUUUAAAGAUGUUUCUGGCAUUUUUUUUUUUUUCUUUUAAUUUGUCAGGUGGUGUUCACUCUAUGGUUAUUGGCUAGAAUCCCGAGUUCUCAACUGUACAUACCUAUCGUUUGUAAAAAGAACAAAGCAACCGAGACACACUCUUGAUGCUCCUUGCUUGGCGCGGAGGCCGUGGGGGAGGUGCCUUUCCGAGGGGCCGUAGCUCAGGGCGUGCACUGAGGCUGGACCUGGGGACACUGCAGUGGGCAUCCAUUUAGCUUCAGGUUGUCUUGUUUUUGUAUAUAGUGACAUAGCAUCCUGCUGCCAUUCUUAGCUGUGGACAAGGGGGGGGGGUCAGCUGGCAUGAGAAGUGUUUUGGAUCUUUUUUUUUUUUUUUUUUUUUUUUUUUUAGUUGAAGUGCGGUUGUUUUGAACUGUUUGUUUUUUAAACAAACUGUAGAACUCUUCGUUGUCAGCAAAGAGCCACUGCAUCAAUGAAAGUUCAUGAACCUUCUGUACGAAACACAAUUUACCACGUUCUGUUUCUUUUUUCUUUCUUUUUUUUUUUUUUGUACGUUUAGAAUGCUGAAAUGUUUUGGAAGUUAAAUAAACAGUAUUACAUUUUUACAAUUGUUCUCUACGACAACAGUCUAAAUUUCUGACUCACAGCAGUCUGAGCAGUAAGACAAGCCACUCCCUUGAUUCGGUGACUCGCUUCCCAGCAAAUCCGCUAACUUCUCUUUGACUUAACUGUAGCCAGCUUGCUGAGAGAGGACGGAGAGGAAGAGGGCUACUCGAAGCUACUGUGUGAUUUUGUUUGUGUCUGAGAGGCAUUAAGAUGAAGUCUGAGCUGUUGAAUGGAGGAGUGAGGGCCCAGGCGAGGUUUAGCAGCCUUAGGAGGUGCAGGAAGGUGGGUGUUGAGGAUGGAACCUGACUACUGUGUGGGGGUCCCCCUGCCCCCGCCUACUGCAGGGCCAAAUACAUUGCCUAAAAGCAAAAGUUCCAGGCUUUUUUUUUUUUUCCCUUUCACCCCUGCUCCCUCCCCUCUGCCCCCACAUGUCAACAUUUGUUCUGCUCAAGGAUCUCUGUCUCUGGACCUCCAUGAGGGCUGCGUGGAGUGGGGAGCAGCAUCCUUUUUUCCCCCAACUUCAAGAAGCCAAACAGGGCAAGGAAGAUGACAGGGUUCCUGUGAAGGUGUCAUUGUGGGGCACCCGGCUUUCCUCCCUCCCUCGGUGCAUCCGUGCGUCCACCUGUGGUUUGACCUCAUGCACGGGGAGGAACGUAAGAUUUUUGCUAAAAUGCUCUUAAAACCGAAGAAGCUUGGUUUAUGCGGUUCGUUGCCGUUGCCCUUGGCAGAAGGGGUAGCGUUUUGUCUGGGUUGGGGGGCGGGGUGACGGCCGCAGUGGCAGGUGGUGAUAGGAAACACCAUUUGGAGGGCUCCCGCGGUGGAGCUGUUGCCACUAGGGGAAACUGUGUUGCCGGUGGGUGUUACUGUUGCCUGGUGUUGAUCUGUGUAAGUUUGAGCCUGUGGAAGACUCAGGAGUGUUGUAAUAACACGAAAGAGAAGUUUUCUCAAAAUUCACUAUUGAGAAGCUUGCAUGUCUUCGGGCACUGUCGCCACCCUGCCAGGGUCGUGGUCGCUGGCCGGGUCUCUGAUCAGUAUUCAUAGCCAUUCCUUCCCACGUCACAACUGUUUGUUCUCAAUGUGUUCUUCUAGUUCUAGAAAAUGACCACUCAUUUAAAACCCCUUGGUCCUGAGGUCUGCCCAAAGGCACUGGUUCCAGGAGUGCCCCUCCCCGUCUCAGCUGUGCCCUUGUCACUUCCCUCCAGCCGCUGGCAUCGUAGGCUGAAGCCUCUGCCGCCUGACACACAACUUGCCAGGCCAAGAAUCGGGCGCUGCGACCCACCUUGUCAUGCAGGAGGGAAGCUCAACUCCUGGUCAGGAAGGAGCGAUUUCUCGCCAUGUGGUGCCCCUCUAUCUGGCAGUAACUAGACCAGCCAAGUGCGGAAGGUCAAAGAUUUAGGAGGGAUCUUGGAUUAAGCAUUUAGUUGGAAAGAGACUCAACGCCACUGGGCCCAUUAGCUAGAGACGCUGAGGUUUUCCACCCAUGCCCCUUGCUCCUCUUAACGGUGUGAUGCCUUGUAGCUUCUCUGCGAUGGCUUUCGGCUGAGCCUGACUUCUGGGCCCACGGUGUGUGAUCCUGCAACGCCAACCUGUUUAUUAUUUUUUAAUCCAGAGGACAGUACCUGCCUUCUCCAAACACCUGUCUCCUAAGACCCUCACCCUGUUCUUGAAUGAUGCUUUUAUCCUUUGGAAAAGAACAAGGCUGUGAUGUAGCAACUAUUGUCUGUGUCUCCUGUGUGUCUCUUGUCACAAAUGUAUUUGGGGACGUUGGAUGCAUUCAUUUUCUGUAAUAAAGUUUCUUAAUCGGUCUUCCCAGAACGUCA